Molecule: messenger RNA, 10686 nt
Organism: Echinococcus granulosus
Lineage: Eukaryota; Metazoa; Platyhelminthes; Cestoda; Cyclophyllidea; Taeniidae
Product: Laminin subunit alpha-1
Exons: 51
Coding region: 1-10686 (3561 amino acids)
Biological process (GO): axon guidance
Cellular component (GO): basement membrane
Molecular function (GO): extracellular matrix structural constituent
Source: RefSeq, a predicted model, not a curated record
AUGGACCCAGAUUCAUUGCUCGCAGAAAAUGCAAUCAUUGUUUCAAAUGCGACUUGUGGAGAGAAAAAACGUGAAUAUUAUUGCAGACUGGUCGAACACGCUGGAUACGAUUUUACAGCUUUUAAAAGGACGAAGCGUCAAGUUUUUACUUAUCCACAAGACGCUCGCACAUACAAGGACGCUGACGGUAGCUUAGUUGAGUGUAAUUAUUGUGACGCACGGGAUCCAAAUCUUCGUCAUCCAAUCGAAUACGCUGUUUCCGGUGAUUCCAAUUUAUGGUGGCAGAGCCCGUCUCUGGCUGAGGGUCUUCAAUACCACGCGGUCUACCAAAUUGUCUUCGUUCUUCUACGCAUGGGUGAUUCCCCUCGACCAGCGAAUUGGGUCCUCGAAAAAUCGAUUAAUGGACAGGCCUUUCAGCCCUGGGUUUUUUUCGCCGAAAAUGCUUACCAGUGUUAUACGCUUUAUCAACCUAUGGUCAACGGCACACUUCGCAUUACCAGCGACUCCCGUCCCCACAAACUGGGAAAUACUGAGGUUUAUUGCACAACAUACUUCAGCCAACCGCAAAAUCUUCAAGCAGGAGAGAUCAUUAUUCCGCUAACGGUGGAUCGUGAGGGCGCCUCAACGUCUCGCUUUGAAGCAAACAAGCCAAUUGAUCCGGAACUUAUAGAUUUUCUUUCUGCUCGAUUCGUGCGUUUGAGGUUCCAAAAGCUGCAGACUCUCUCAGGUGAUUGGAUGACCCUUAGAGAUCAGCUUGAUCCAACGGUAUACAACAGGUAUUAUUAUUCGAUUCGAAACAUCAAAAUUGGCGGAAAAUGCAUCUGCAACAGCCAUGCCAACACCUGUGGACGUCAAAUUAUCGACGGUGUGCCAAGAGCGGUCUGCGAUUGUCAGCACAACACCUGCGGCUACACUUGUGAGCGAUGCUGUCCGCUCUUCAAUCAACAACCCUGGAGGCCUGGUGCUAUGUGUGAAGAAUGCAAUUGUCAUGGAAAGGCUGAUUCCUGUGUGUACAACCAGACAGUGGCCAAUCUUCAACUCAGUCUUAAUCGCUACAACGUGCGUGAGGGAGGCGGUGUCUGCAUUGGAUGUCGGGAACGAACCACGGGUAUCAAUUGCGAGGACUGCAGUCCCGGUUACUAUCGUCCCCUGAAUGUCGCGCCAGAGGCUAAGAAUCCCUGUGUCCCAUGCAACUGCAACCUGCACGGAUCGACGGGCGUUUGUGUCUCAAAUGAUGCGAUGAUGCCGGAGAAGCAACCUGGUGACUGCAUUUGCCGCGAGGGUUUUACAGGCCGCCUCUGUGAUCGAUGCGCGGAGGGCUACUACGAGUCGCCCAUCACGCCCGGCGAGUGUCUCAAGUGCCCCUGCGACGUUGCCGGUUCUCACAGGGGUCAGGGCUACCGCUGUCAGCCGCCGUGCAACUGCAAACCUAACGUGGAUCCGGAUUCGCUAUGCAAGGCCUGUUUGCCAGGACAUUUUAAUCUGGAUAACGAAGAUCCGGAGGGUUGUCAGGCCUGUUUCUGCAUGGGAUUAAGCAAAGAAUGUCACAGUGUUUCGGUAUCAACUGCCAGAGUCGAUACUCUAGAUGGGUGGAGUCUCGUUGUGCCCCCAUCUCCUCGUUCGCUGCCGGUUCCCCCAAUCAGUGCCGGUGCAUCGGUGGAGGCGGCAGCUUCGACUCGGAUGCUCCGCAUAAGCUCCGAAGACGCCGAAUUCUCCCUCGGUCCUCCCGCCGCUGAACCGAGCCACGCCACCUACUGGAGCGCUCCUACUAUCUAUCUAGGCAAACAGCUCACUGCGUAUAGGGGUUACCUGGAGGUCAUCACGCGCUUCGCUUCACCGUCUAUUCGCUCCACUGCCGCUGUCGCUACUUCGGUGUAUGAUAACUACACGUUAUCGCGAAUCUGGAUCACCGAGCCGGAUGUUGUGAUUGAGGGUCACGGAAUCCGUCUAGGCUACAGCCCAUCACCAGAAAACAGACAGAUGCAUCGCGUUCAGCGAAUUCGCCUACAUGAGUCAAAUUUUCGCGUGUUGGUUGAGGCAGGCAGUGGCAAUUUGGAUCGCAUUCCCAUCCACCAAACGCAAGCCAUUGGCACUGAAAGACAGCCAGCCUAUUCGGCUUCCACUUAUGAACGAGGAAGACAUUCUCGAAACCCAGAGAAACUCACUGAACUUCUCCUUUGCAGCAAUAAUAGGGUGGACUACACGAGAGCCGGGCGACCAGCAACCAUUGUGGAUGUUAUGGCGGUUCUCUCGAAUGUGACGAAGCUUUAUGUAAAGGCGCGAUACACUGACGAUCAAGCAUAUUCGGAACUCCGUCGUGUUGCUAUGGAGCGUGCAGAACGCAGAAAUAACACCCACAUUUUGCUGGAAGGGAUCCGCAGCGUGGAGGAGUGUCGGUGUCCUCCAGGUCAUCGGGGCACCUCCUGCGAGGAAUGCGAGACAGGCUACUGGCGUGACCCAUCCAUCGCACUCGCAGGUCAAGGUCAGGAUGGGGCGAUUGCAGCUUUUCUUGGCCUAAUGAACCCCAUUUAUCGACGUGUCUGUGUACCCUGCGAAUGCAAUGGAAGGGCGGAUACGUGUGAUCCGAAUACGGGACACUGUCUGAACUGCAAGUACAACACGUAUGGACGAAAUUGCGAACAAUGCGCACCGGGAUUCCACUUGGAUCCGACCAAGUUUGGAUCAGACAUCUGCCAGCCCUGUGAAUGUCCCAGCCUCUCGAAUCAUAAGACCAAUUCCUGUAUCUCCCUUUCCGGCAGAAGUUUGGGCUCUUUCGGGUUCCCUGUUGAAAAGCCUUAUGCCUGUUUAGAUUGUGAAGAAAACACCCGAGGUCAAUUCUGCGAGGCCUGCGCUGAGAUGUUUUACGGUAACCCCCUAUUGGGUCAGCCUUGUCGACCUUGUGACUGCGGCCUCAUGGCGAUUGGUUGUGAUGGCAUCACUGGAGAAUGUCGGUGUGGCUACCACACCACGGGUCCGCGAUGCACCGAAUGCGAACCUGGCAGUCACGGUGACCCUCUGCAAAGUGAACCCUGCACUCCCUGCAGAUGCCAUCCCGUGGGUAGUCGGAGCAUCGAAUGCGAUAAGGAGACAGGUCUGUGCCUCUGCAAGCUCUUCUAUGAGGGGCGACACUGCGAUCGCUGCGUGUCGGGUCGGGGCAACGUAGACGCUGGCUGUCCGUUUUGCAACUGUGACCCACUGGGCUCCCUGCCUCUCACCAACGGCUCGUGUGAUCCCGUCACGGGUCAGUGCUACUGCAAACCUGGUGUUGGAGGAACGCUCGAAUGUGAUAGAUGUGAUGACGGGUACUACAACCUCGGUAUUAACGGCUGUCAAUCUUGCGAGUGUUCAAAUCGUGCGCUAUCAACUUCCUGCCACCCAACCACUGGUCAGUGCGAAUGUGGCGAUAACGUGGUUGGUCAAAAGUGCGAUCGUUGUCUGGCGGGCUAUUACUGGAAUGGAAGCGAGCCACACUGCAUCUCCUGCGAUUGUGGUGCCGGGUCUCUAUCCACCAGUGGUUGUGACAUGUUCACUGGCCAAUGCCGCUGCGCGCCUUUCGUAACUGGUCGACGCUGCGACCAAUGCGAGCCGGGAUUUUGGGGACCUUCGCCUCAGGGCUGCAAACGCUGUCCCCAAUGCCCGAGUGGUCGAGUAUGUGACCAACUUACUGGAAAGUGCAGUUGUCCCAGAAAUACAAGUGGAGAUCGGUGCGAGACAUGUGUCCCCAAUUCCUACGAUUAUAACCCCAUUUUGGGAUGCAAAGACUGUAACUGCUCAAAGAUCGGUUCGGUGAAUGCAUUGGGUGGCUGUGAUCUUGUAACUGGCCAAUGCACUUGCAAGAGUGGUUUCUCCGGUCGCGCUUGUGACAAAUGUGCCCCCGGUUAUUACGGCUACCCCGAUUGCAAGCCUUGCAUGUGCAGUUUGGAAGGAACUCUUCGAAAUGCCAGCAAUGGGGAUCAGCUUGCCUGCAAUCCCGAAACUGGUGCCUGUCUCUGUAAGCCAAACGUCGAGGGAGAGAAGUGUGAUCGGUGCAUCCCAGGAUCGUUUGGACUAAGCGCUGAUUAUCCCCUCGGUUGCUAUGCUUGCUUCUGCUUCCCAACCUCGAAACCUCCACAAUGUGAACAACUCAAGGGCUAUCGAUCGGUGCCAGAAAUUCCUCGAAGACUUCAGCUGGUGGGAACGGACAAUCCGUACAUGCCAGGUGGCCCUGUGGUUGACCUCCAACUAACUUCAGAGGUCAGCACAGGAUCCAGCCAGUUACCCGACCUGACAGUAGGCCAAAGCCAAUUUAAGUGGCGCUUUUCAAAGAGCAUGCCAACCUUCCUUAUACUACCCGACGUGAAGGGAACCUAUACACGAAGCUACGGGUCGAUAUUGGCGGAGGUUCACGUAGACUGCCUGCCAACGGCUAGCUGUGGCUUUGAGACGUCUGAGGACAAUACAAGGCUGGAGGCACGCUGGGUGCCCUCCGCAUAUCAAACGGUGUUAGAGGACCCCCAAAAAGUCUUUGCUCGGAUGACCGCUCUCAACGGCCAGCUUGAGUUUGAAUAUCAGCCCCAGAAUCCACCACCGCAUACUCCGGUGCCUGGAGGGGAUUUGGUGGCGCAGUACAACACAAUUUGGAUGCGCGAAGACGACUGGGUACUCACCCGCAUCAACACACAACACCUUCGAGUGCGCCCCAGUCGGGCGGCCCUCAUGCUAGCCCUCGUCAACAUCACCUCCUUCUCCGUCCGCUUGGCUUUACCUGGUAUUCCACUCAAGGCGAUAAGUGUGAACUACCGGACGAGGACAGCAAAGAGCGAGGCGCUAACUCAACUGGGCACGCCGAUCACCACGAUUGAGACUUGCGUUUGCACUGACUCGGCUAAAGGCGAUCACUGUGAAAUGGCCGACAAGCUGAGUUACUUCCCACCAAUCGUGAUUAAACCCGGUCCUGAUGGCACCUUCUUCGACGAAAUGACUGAUAUCUCUAAGCCCUCUGAUAAUGACUCCAUUCCUGCUGGAGGAAAGCCCAGCUUCAGUUUUGAGGGCGGCGGUGUGUUGGAUUGUGAAUGUAACGGAAUGGCAACAGAAUGCGAUCAACAAAGUGGCUUUUGUAUAAACUGUGCGGGUAAUACUGCCGGAGCGCACUGCGAAGUCUGUGCUGAGGGAUACUCUGGCGACCCGGUCAAAGGCGUCCUCUGCGAAAGAUGCCGGUGUCCAAGCGAAACCGCCAACUAUGCAAAGACCUGCUAUUCCAUCGGUUCCUACGGUCAACAUGUUUGUGAAUGCCUGCCGGGUUAUGCGGGUCAACUGUGCGACCGUUGCGCCACUGGUUACUAUGGCGACCCAUUGAUGGUGAUCCCCUGUAAACCGUGUGCAUGCAAUCCGGCGGGCUCAAGACAUCAAAAUUGCAAUAUGAAGACCGGCCAAUGCGCCUGUCUGCCGGGUGUCAGCGGACGACAGUGUGAUGAGUGUCCAGAGGGUCAUGUAGUCGAUGCCGGACGCUGCAUUGAUUGUCGUGGCGAAUGUACAGGUGAAUUGCUUGAACGCGCAGCUGAAGUAAGCACCGAAAUGGAUGCAAUCGACCUCACGGAGCUGGCCCGUCGAGGCUUGAAUGACCUUCAAAAUCGAGCAAAACAACUGCUAGAUCGGUAUAACCUUACCGGCACCCUUUACACCGAACGCGAACUUCUCGAACGUGCCUCCAAGAUCACUGAUGAUUUGUCCCGUAUUUCACUCACCAUGGUAACCACGCUGCCUGCUAGCAUAAAGGCAAUUGAUGAAGCUAGCUGCAACAGCACAAAUAACACUGCCCGUUUAUCACGGAAGCUUGUGGGCCUUGAGCGUCGUUUCAAUGAAUGGAUCCAGUCGAUGCAAAAUUUCCGAUCUGGUCCCGUGGACGAGGCUCUCAUUCAACAGUGGCAUCAGCAGGCUCGUUUGAUUCGUCAGGAGGUUUCACGCAUUGACCUUCAACCCACCAAUGAGUGGGCGAGUGAGAUGCUUGAAGCUACCAGACAAUUGGAGGAGCAGUUGGCCGCAAUUUUAAAACGUACAUCGGGAGUGAACUAUGCGGUCAAAAUCGACAGAUUAGAGUACUACCAAAAGAUGCUAGAUUCUCAUUUGAACACCCAAUUGGAACGACUUUAUAAUAUGGGUAAUCAAACCCAACAGAAAUUGGAUGAAAUUUUGAGCAUUCAGGAGAUGAUGGAUAAUACCAGUGGCAGCGCAAUUGACAUGAUCCACUUAAAUCAGAGUAUUUUCGAAGAACAAUUGACUAUUUUAAAAAACAACGUCUCGAACUUCCAGACUCCGACUCUGAGUGAACUAAACCGACUGGCUGAUCUCUUGGAGAAGUCUCAGCCUUUUAACCAGGUGCCAGAUGCUGUGCCUCCGGAGGCGAUAAGCAAAGCUCACAGUCUGGAGCGUGUUAGUAACCGCAUUGUGGCAGCGUUGGAUCGUGAUGGUGUGGAUCGGACGCUGGAGGUACGCGAAACCUACAAGAAUAUCGAAGACACCCUCAUGGAGGCACGUGCUAUCACCGACGAGGCGAUGCGUGCCAUAGAGGCUGUUGGUGGUGAAGGCGUCUCUGCGAGUUCUAUUGAAGCCUCUCUUGCAGAUAUUCAAAAGCGUCAUGAGAAAACAGUGGAUAGAGUACAACAUUUAAAUGAUCGCCUGAAUGACGCAAAGUUGAUUGCCGAUGCCAAUGCGGAUCGUUUGGCAACGUUGAAGAAGUCGUUUGCUGACAUCAGCGUAGUGUUGAAACGCACCCUGGAGACCUCCAAACUCACCAAAGAACGCGUGAAUGGCCAACUGUCUCCUCUGGUGACUCUUACACGACCCAAACUGGAUGCUCUUACUGAAGAGGUGAUGAAGGAGAGAAAAACUUUCAAUAGGAUUGACAAAGAGGUUCGCGCUAUCGAAAAACAGUUCAAUGAGAUAGAAGGCACUGCCAACAUGGCUGUCAACCAGGCCAACUCCACUCAGCGCAGCCUAUUGGAGAUGAUCGCCAAGACAGAGGAACAAGCAGAGGUAGUAGAUCGCAAAAUGGCGACAGCGAGGCGCCUUGCCUCACUGGCACGUUCGCUGCUGGAUCUCACCUACGGCAGUUUGGGCAAAGACCCCAUUCCUCUGCGUCUUAGCGGUGGAGAUUGCACCUACACGCUGGUGCCUUACCACACUACUCGUAGUCGUGUUUUCGACCUCGAAUUCUGGUUCGCUCCUGCACUCCUGCGACGAAGCUCAACCUCCUCUCCUAUAACCUCCUCCGCCACCGGUAUUCGAACAAACUCGGUGCUGCUAGUCGGUAGACGCGCCUUCCUUGCACGAACGAGCAUGUUUGCGGUCACUGUGGAGCCGAACAGGAACCUGAGAUUUGCUUGGUCACAGCCAGAUGUUGUGGGUGGAGAGCUGGGCAUUGAGAUUGGACCGCUCAAUGGAUCUACGACCAAUAGGGUUCGAGUGAUUGGAGUGUCAGGCCGAGUGGAUCUUUACCUCCAAGAGGUGCCAAAAGACCGCGAAACUCUCGACGGCCUACCAACUCGCUUGGAGACCUACAUAGAAGAAAAUGAUGGUGAAUCACUGCCCACGGGACUUCUUUUGGAUAAUCAAUUGGAACUGCGUGUCGGUGGGGCCUUCCAUAGCACUAGCACUUCGGAAUUGAACGCUCCACCUUUAGAAUCCUGGGGUGAGGGUGGUGCUGAGGAGAUGUGGAGACGACUCAUGAAGAUGGAGCAUGCAAAGGGAUGUCUUUACGAACUAAAAAUUGCCGGGCAUCGGUUGGGUUUCCCCGAUUUUGCUAAGGCCGAUCCGGCUUGCUUGCAGCAGACGGAGGACUUCUGUAAGAUUCACACAAAUUUCCGCCCCAUCGUGCGUGAUGGCUACGUGUGGGAGAAGACAGCUGCUCUGGAGACAGGACUCACUAUUACCCCCAGUCGCUCGAGGCCAAGAGAAGUCACAUCUGCGGAGGUCUUUCUCGAGUACAUGCAGCUUCACGACUUCGCAGCCACUGACGCCUACGCACGCAUCACCAGCUACGAUCAUAUCUCGCCCUGUGACCGAACUCUCAAUAUACAUUUGCAGAAACUGGCGCCACAGAUAGCCAACAGCAUGGUUCUAACCUUCUACAAUUACCGUGAAGACUACGGCAUCACCGUGGAGAGCAAAGGCUACGACCUUUUCUGUAGCCGUUGGCACGGUAACCUCAAGGGCGGUAUCAGUCACCGAACGCGUAGCAUUCGGCCAAUUCGGGUGUCUCCAAUCGCCUCCAAUUACUGGGCUCUUGAAGAGCGAGUGGCAGAGGACUGUGCAUUGGCAAGGGAGGAUGACUACGUCUUCUUUGUUGGUGGCAUUCCACCCGGUCACUUUGAAUUGCGCAAAGCCAUGAAAGAGUAUGGUUUAUCCACAAGUGGCUUCCGAGGCCGUAUUGGCCUGGCAACUUCAGGAGAUCACAUGCUUGGUUCCAUUCUGAUUGACUCCUAUACGAAGACACCGAUCCGUAACUACGGAGACACGCGAUUUGCGGAUAUACGUCAGACAGAAGAGGCCUAUGCCAUUAAAAACACCUCACCAAGCAAUCAGUACUGCCUGACCCUCAUGCCUCUGACCAACUACACGAGCUUCGAGUUGAAACCGAACAAGUUCUCGGCACCUUGGCUGCCUGAAAUCAGCAUGACCGUGCGUUUCCGACCUGUCGGCAAUGACGAAAUUAACCUGCUUCGAAUGCAAGUAGCUGAGCAAAACAAUCUCUGGUUCCGAGUAUGGCUGACUUCGGAUCUGCGUGUUGGAAUAGCGAUUCCCAGUGAUCCAACCAAGUUUAUUACAAGGGAGAUCUUUGGUGCGCCAGUCAUUCGAGAUCCAGCCAACAACCUUGCCGCGUUGAAGGCUCGGGAGGCACAGGUCUUCCAACAGCCUCUAUUCACUGAAUCCGUUCUCACGCUUCGUUUUGGUGGACCCGAAUUCACCAGACUAACCGUCCUCUUUGACCAACGCCCAGUUCAUACAUGGAAAUUAAGUCAAUCCAUUCCAAAAUCUGCCGUGUUACAAGUUUACGUCGGUCCUGAGUUGAAUACUCUUUCUUACUACGGCUUCUCUAUCAGUAAUCUGAUCAUUGGAAAGCACCGUGUUGACUUUGCCAACGACGUGGUUGAUAGCCUGCGCAAUAGGCCCUUCUAUCGUUUCGGUGAGUGUGGAGGUCAACUUCGCCCGAGGUUUUUAACUCCAGCAGACGAAAGUCACCCCUCUCCAACUACUGAAUUCGUCUACCAGGGUCUUGACCUGUCUGCACCGCCAGCCGGCCGCCGUUUGCGCUCCGUCUUUGAAGACUGUGGUGACAUCAACCCGCAGUUGUGUGACGCAAUCAGCGAUAAUGUUACCAAGGAGUGGCCAAUCAUUAUCCAUUCACUUCUUUCGCCUAAACCGUCCCGUAGAGUUCGUGUUCGCAGCAUGCAGUACGCUGGGAAUGGAAAAAGCGCGAAGAACUGUCGAGAGGCGCAGGCAUUGUCGGCUUGGUUUAACGGUGAAGCUCAUUGGGAAGUGGAAAAUAUCGCCAAAGUGCUAAGUGGAAAUCCGGACUUCCGAGUGACCAUCGGCUUCCGUACACGGGAACAAAACGAUUCCAAAAACACAGUCGGACUCCUAGGAGCCUUCAAUUUCGGUUUCAAGGCUGGCACCUUCUUCAUUCUCCUCGGCGAGCGUCAAAUCCACUUGGUAGUGGAGAGUGGUGCUGAUGGAAAUAGCGAUUUUUACUGGUCAUCUCCACUCCUAGAUCUUCGUGGCAACGCCUGGCAUCGGCUGGAACUCCUCCCUGUCAAUAUGGAAACAAAAGACGCUCGGCGUGGCGUUCAAAUCACCAAAAUGCGGUUCAUUCUUGACUACCACGAGGCGUGGAUUGAAGAGCCAAUUACUUGGCGUGUACCAGUGAAUGCGUUCAUUGGCGGCUACCCAACCGCCCGUACAGUACGGAUGGGCUCGAAGACUGUGAAUUUGGCAAAUUUGUUUGGCUGUGUGGAUGAGUUGGCAUUGGGUGGACAGGAAUUUGAUUUAUCAAAAUCCAGACUACCACCCUGUCCGGAUUGCUUUGUGCUAGACGCCAAAGCCGUUCAUGUGCUGCCGAAGGUUCAGGAUAUUAUUCAACCUGAUCGUGGUCUACUUCUGCCGCUCAAUUUGAACGUUGACUCCAAGGCCACGGAAAACAUGACCUCCGUCAAAUUCUCCUUCGAAGUCCUCUAUGAUGCACAAGUGAUAGGCGUGGAAAGUCUCUUCGUGAUGGUCUUUGAGAAUUUGAACGAACCCGAGGAGCCAAUUCGCAUAUGGAUCUACCUUGAUCGCUACAUGGUCUACGUCACCGAUAUAACAAUGGAGGAGAAGGUGAGUUUCAGUAUCAGCACUGUGGAACCACUCGCCUGGCACUACGCCUCGGUGAAGAUCAGUAUGCAGGAAUUUGCGUCCAUCAUUGAAAUCAGUACCCAAGGCGAAUCUGCCCAAUCCUUGAUUAUGAAUACUGUAGGUCCUCUAAGAGGUAUCUUCUACGGUUCUGAUGAAGAAAUUACACCGCAGAUGCAAUCGGAUCACCAUAGUGGAGCAGUGGUGCCGCCUUUCAUGGGAUGCCUGAGGAACUUAAAAUUGUUCAUUGAUGAACGCAUAGAGGCAGAAGUUAAAUUUCCAGAAUCCGCUCAACAUCUCGUACACGGUGUUUGUACACUCUGA